GUUACAACAGGAAAGAAGUUUGUGAACGAUUUCUCCCAUCAAAUUCAGAAACAUCUCUGUUUGUUGAUCUUUAUAAAAAAAAGCUGUACUGCAUUUGUGAAAAGAUGACCAACGCACAAAUGGAAACAUUUUUGGGACACGUGCAAAAAGACUUUAACACCAAAAAGUUAAAAUACAUGAAUUUUCCAGUACCAUACAUGGAAAUGUAUCUGUUACAUUGGAUAUCGUCUAAAUAUAUAUCACCUACCGAUCUUAGUAAUUUAACCAAGGUGUUUAAAGUGAUGGAAAUGUAUGAUGCAUGUGAGAGUCUAAAAAUCAAACUACCAUCUCCAGCUGAUGUAAGUGACAGAUACAACAAUAACAAAGACGAACCUUAUUCGAGCAUAAGUUCUGCAACAUCGUCUGCUUCGUUCUACCAAGAUCGCACAUGGAGUUCUAAUUAUGAAAAUAAUCGUUAUUUUAUUGACUCAAGAUGGCCGGGGAUAUGUCUGAUCAUUAAUCAAGAAUCUUUCUACACUGAACCAGACCCGUCACUUGCUCAUCUUUUACCUAAUGUAUCCCUUCAGUUGGAUAGAAGGGAAGGUACUAUAUUCGAUCGUGAGGAAUUAAGGAAAACGUUUGAACAAUUGGGUUACACAGUUGAAAUUGAAAAUAACUUAACCCAUGAUGAAAUUUUAAGGGCCAUUACUGAUACUGCAAAUAAAAUUAGGAAGCACUCUAGUCUAAUUAUAUGUAUUUUAUCGCAUGGACUUGAAGGAAGAGUCUUUGGUGUCAAUAGUAUUUCCGUUAAUAUAUCCCAAAUACGUGACACUGUCUGUUCGGUAAAUACUACUCAUCUGAGAAAUAAACCUAAAAUAUUGAUUUUACAAUCGUGUCAAGGAACGGAAUGUCAAACAGUAUCCGAUGACGAAGACGAUGACAAUCCUGUUGGAACACCUAACAAAACAGUUUUAAAUUCAUUUAAUAAUCAGCAUAAAGAAUCAAAUGUCCAAACCGACAGCGAGAGUAAUUUACAAAUGGAUGGAGGUUCACGGCCAAAACUUGCAGAUGUUCUGCUGUUUUGGGCUACUGUACCUGGGUUUGGUGCUGUACGUGAUAAAGCAAAAGGAUCAUGGUUUAUUCAGUCGUUAUGCAAGCACAUUCAAGAGAAGGCUCUUGAAAUGCAUUUUGAGGAUAUUUGCACACUAGUAAAACAAGAGGUGAUCGACAAAAGAUGGAAGACAAAGAAAAUGUCUCGAGCUAUGGUCCCAAACAAAGAAUCGACCCUUUCACGAUUUUUCUUUUUACACUCUUAGUGCUCCUCAAAUAUAAAGUUCAUUUGCACGAAACGAAAAGCUAAUAAGUACUUAUAAAGUAUAUUCAUUCAUAAGUUCCAUUCCAUAGUCUAACCAUGUCUGCUAAUCAGCAUGAAACUUGAAAUAACUAUCUGUGAUGUCACUUGUGAGAUAGAUUUCAUAAAUAAUAGAUAUAGGUACCUAAUUAUGUAUUAAUGUGCAUUAAUGUGUUAACUAUCUAGAAAGAACCUUCCAAAAUGAAUCACAAAAUUGUUACUUUUUGAGUAAAUGACUACCAAAUAAAUUUUCAAUGAGGAAGCAAGCCGAAAUAUGCAAUAACUUUGUUUUAUGUAGUAUUUUUCAUUUUAAUAAAAAAACAGAACAUUUUAUGUU
Photinus pyralis (common eastern firefly) is the source of this 1667-nucleotide messenger RNA. Its product is annotated as caspase-8-like. NCBI's taxonomy places the organism in Eukaryota, Metazoa, Arthropoda, Insecta, Coleoptera, Lampyridae. Gene Ontology annotation, biological process: proteolysis. The record is from RefSeq and is a predicted model, not a curated record. Gene Ontology annotation, molecular function: cysteine-type endopeptidase activity.